GCAUUAAACAGCAUACUGAAGCACAUGCUGAAAUUAAUGGAUGUUUGCAAUGCUCAGGGGUUUGUGUAUGGCAUUAUUGCUGAGAAUGGGAAACCAGUAUCUGGAGCAUCUGAAAGCCUUAGCCUUUGGUGGCAUGAAAAGGUUAAUUUUGCUGGCAAUGCUCCAAUUGAAAUUGCAAGACACAAAGCAAAGGAAGGAACUAGAGGCCACAAUGAAGAGCUGAACUUGUUGCACAAAGAUGGUUCAAUUCUUAGUAGCUUGCAUGAGCUUCAGGACUCGAUUCUCUCGUCUCUUUUGUCGUCUCUGAUGCAGAGUUGUAAUCCUCCUCGAAGCAAGUACCCGUUCGAGAUUGGUGUUCCUCCUCCUUGGUGGCCUAAAGGGGACGAGGAAUGGUGGCCUCAAUUGGGUUUCAGAAAGAAUCCGGGUCCACCGCCUUAUAGGAAACCUCAUGAUUUGAAAAAGAUAUGGAAAGUUGUUGUUCUCUCUGCUGUGAUGAAGCACAUUUCUCCAGAUUUUCAAAAGAUAAGAAGUGUUGUGCACCAAUCUAAGGUCCUGCAAGAGAAGAUGACUUCUAAGGAAUCAUAUACUUUAAUGGCUAUUAUAAACCAAGAGGAAUUAUUGGCUCAAAAACAUAUGGAUCUAAAGAAGUUUAAAGAUGUAAGCAGUGGUUCUAGUUCUUCUAUGCUUCAUGAGAGCAAUUAUUUUCGUGGUGGCACAAGUAAUGUGGUGCAACCCAACCAACCCCACCAUGCUAAUUUGGUUGAAGUUAAAGAAAAUGUUCCAAGAAAUAGCAAGGUUUUGAGACCAACGGCUAUAACAAUGCAGCUAGGUGAUUGCAAUGGUGAUAAAUUGGAGGAACACAACCAACCUCAACAUGAUCAUGUUGUCUUUGAAACUGAAGUAGGUGGUGCAAAAUCAGAUAUGAGGUCCAACAAUAAUACAGGAAAUCCUCAUAAUAACACCAUGGGGAUUCCUCAUGUAGACCUGAACCAUCAACUUCACUUAGAAAGGGAGAAGCAUAACCCACCCUGCAUUGGUGAUAUGGUUCAGGUGGAAGCAAAUAUUCCAAGAAACAACAUGGUUUUGAGGCCAAGAAUGGCUAUAAAGAGAACUAUGCAGCUGGGUGAUUGCAAUGGUGAAAAUUUAGAGGAACACAAUCAACCCCAUAAUGCUAAUUUGGCUCAAGUGGAGGCAAAUGUUCCAAGAAACAACAUGGUUUUUAGGCCAAUGGCUAUAAGGAAAACCAUACAGCAAUGUUGUUCCAUUUAUACUUGUGAGAACCCUCCAUGCCUUUAUCAUAAUUACCAUCUUGGGUUUCAUGACAAGGCUACAAAAGAUGAUCACCAAUUGAAUUGCCCUUACAGAAGUAAAUCUUUAACCAUGCCUAGUUCUUCAAAACCUAAACCUGAUCAUGUUGUCAUGGAAGUUGAAGUAGGUGGUGCAGAGCCAGAUAUGGUUCCUAAUAUGAUGUCCAACAACAGUACAUGCAGUGCUCAGAACAAUGACAUCGAUUUUUCAAACAUGUUUCCUCAUGCCAACCUGAACCUACAACAACAACAUCAACAACUUCACUUGGAAACAAAUUUCUUUGGUUCAGGGCCUGCUGUCAAUAGAAAUCAAUCUCUUGAAUCAACCAAAUCCCCUGCAUCAUCCUUUGAAACCUGA
This is a messenger RNA of Lotus japonicus, 1665 nucleotides long. RefSeq lists its product as uncharacterized. The transcript has a single exon. Gene Ontology annotation, cellular component: nucleus. Gene Ontology annotation, molecular function: DNA binding; DNA-binding transcription factor activity. The record is from RefSeq and is a predicted model, not a curated record. The coding region runs from base 25 to 1665 and encodes 546 amino acids. NCBI's taxonomy places the organism in Eukaryota, Viridiplantae, Streptophyta, Magnoliopsida, Fabales, Fabaceae.